Molecule: messenger RNA, 2128 nt
Organism: Podarcis muralis (Common wall lizard)
Lineage: Eukaryota; Metazoa; Chordata; Lepidosauria; Squamata; Lacertidae
Source: RefSeq, a predicted model, not a curated record
CCGAAGCAUGUCCGAGAAAAGCCGAAGAUUGCCGAAACCUGGGAGAAGAAGCUUCGUUCGCUUUACAGUAGUCUUUUUCGGAGGAGGACCGGGAGUGCCUAAUUCGUGCCGGCAGGUGGCGCCAGCUAGCUAGCAGCGAAUGAUUUCCGUAUUUCGUGGCGUGGCAGCUGCAAUGUCAGGCAGGAAUUAAACAGAGAGAGUACAGCUUUAAAUAAACAUCUGGCAACUGCAGGCUACCCCACAUCUGGGCAGCGUUAGCUGAGUCUGGAAGCCGGUAAGAACAAGCCACUUGUUUUGAGAAAGUUAAAGAAGAGGACUCCUGUAUGGACUGAGAGAGACAGAGAACCAGAAGGCACAAUUGCACACCAAUUCACGGGCAAGGCAGCUUGAAUUCUCAGGCAGCUCUGCCUUCAUCUUUACCCUGCCAUCUGGAAUCUCCAUUCACAUGCUAAGAUGCCGCGAGGAGCAUCCCCCCUCUUGCUGCUUCUCUGGGCCAAAAUGGUCUCCUCCACAUGGUAUGAAGGAUCUGGCUACUCCGCUGCAGAAAGGCAAACCAACGAGGUGUAUGCUGAAGAAACCUCCCAUGUUCUUGCUCCAGAAUAUCGAGUUCCCCAGUGGUGUCACCUGUUGAGCAUUUAUCAUGGGGAGGCUACGUGCUAUUCUCCCCGUGGAGGUAAUUACCGCAGCAGCCUGGGGACGCGCUGCGAGCUUUCCUGCGACCGUGGAUACCGCUUGAUCGGCCAGAGGUCCGUACAGUGCCUGCUAAACCGUCGCUGGUCAGGACAUGCCUACUGCAGACAGAUUCGGUGCCCUACGCUGCCGGCAAUCUACCAUGGAUCGUACCAGUGUUCAGAUGGAGUCAAGGUCGAUUCUCACUGUGACUACACCUGCCGGCCUGGAUACCACCGGGAAGGCGAUCGCAGUCGUGUGUGCUUAGAAGAUGGACAUUGGAGUGGAAGCGAGCCAAUUUGUGUAGCAGACAUAGAGCCUCCGAAAAUCCAAUGUCCUGAGUCUCGAGAGCGAAUGGCAGAACCCAACAAGCUGACAGCCACUGUGUACUGGGAUCCACCUCGGGCAAAGGACUCUGCCGAUGGUGUCAUCAAACAGAUGACACUCCGGGGCCCAGAACCAGGAUCCGAGUUUUCUGAAGGAGAACACAUUAUCCGCUACACCGUCUAUGACCAGGCAUACAACCGAGCAAGCUGCAAGUUUUUUGUGCGCAUCCAAGUGAGUCGCUGUCCUGUUCUAAAACCACCAGAGCAUGGUUAUGUCAGCUGCACCUCAGCAGGGAACAACUACGGAGCUACCUGCGAGUACCACUGUGAUGGAGGCUAUGAACGCCAGGGUGCCCCCUUGAGGGUCUGUCAGUCCAGCCGCCAGUGGUCUGGCUCUCAGCCCACGUGCAUUCCCAUGCAGAUCAAUGUGGAUGUGAACUCUGCUGCCGGCCUUCUGGACCAGUUCUAUGAAAAGCGCCGGCUGCUCAUCAUCUCGGCUCCUGAUCCUUCUGACCGCUACUAUAAGAUGCAGAACAGCAUGCUGCAGCAAGCCACAUGUGGGCUGGACUUGCGCCACAUCACCGUCAUUGAGCUGGUGGGGCUGCCGCCUCACGAGGUGGGGAGGAUCCGUGAGCACCGACUCUCAGAGAACAUCAUUGAAGGGCUCAGGCAGUUCCUGCAUAUCACCCGCUCCCGCUUCAACGUCGUGUUGGUCGACAAAGAAGGCGUGGACCGUGAGCGCUACAUCCAGCCUCUGACACCGGACGAGCUCUUUUCCUUUGUGGAUACCUACCUGCUGAGCAACCACGAAGUGCUCCAGAGGGAACAGAACAGGGACACGUGCGAGUGAUAAUGGGCUGCUCCAUCCACAGGAGUCACAGUGGACACCUUUUGACCUCUAACAUGCCCUGCCUGCUAAGGGUCUUCCCUUUCAGCAUUGAACUGGAGGUGAAACAGAAGGGAGGAAAUUGCUGAAGUUGAACCAACAAGGACAGCAGAACCUGCAGCGCCCCGGGGCCACAGCCACAUUAAGAAAGGGGAAAUAAUCAUAACUAUUCCUGUAGGGAUUAACCAGGACGAUGUCUUUUAUUUUUUGCCUACCCUUUUCUAGACAAGAAGUACAUUCCACAGCG